AUGUCGGGUUCCCGCGCGCUGGCCGCCGCCGCCUCGGACCCGGGGUCCGGGAGCCGCAGGAGGACGUGGGCUGAGCUGCUGGCGGGCCGGGCCCGGAGGCAGAAGCCCGGUCCUGAGCGGGGCCGGCGGGUCCUGGCGGCCGCCCUGCAGCUCCUGAGGCGCCAUGUGGACCUGAGCCAGCUGCUGCUGGAGGUGGACGGCCCGCGACCUACAGAGCCGGCCCUGAGCGGAGGGAUGGACGGGCGGAUGGACCGCGGCAGCCCCGGCGCGCUGGUCGGCUCUGCUCUGCGGGAUCAGGCCUCUCGGCUGGGGGUUCCAGUGGCCGUCCUGUCCAGCCACACAGUGGCCUCCAGCUUUGUGCAGAUCUGUGCGGCGCGUGCGGAGCCCUCCCGUGGGGUGUUGCUCGACCCAGAGCAGAGAAAGAAACUGUCUUCCUUGUUAGAGAUCGCUGGGCAUUUACUAGCACACAGUAUGUUCUCCCGUCUCACCUUCUGUCAAGAAUUGUGGAAAGUACAGGAUUCCCUGUUGUUGGAAGCUGUGUGGCGUCUUCAAAUACAAAACAUUGUGAGCCUCCAAGAGCUACUGGAAAGCCACUCGGACGUGCAGGCGGUGGUGGCGUGGCUCUUCAGGAACCUGCGCUGCCUGUGUGAGCAGACAGAAGACACCUCUCAGCACGUCGACAUCACCAGGGCUAUGCUCUCUGGUUCAGUGGAUUCAGUGGACACACAUUCCACAGUAUAA
Pipistrellus nathusii (Nathusius's pipistrelle) is the source of this 741-nucleotide messenger RNA. The record is from the annotation of a GenBank genome assembly. Lineage: Eukaryota; Metazoa; Chordata; Mammalia; Chiroptera; Vespertilionidae.